AGGAGGACCAUAACCUGCAAUUGUCUGUCUGCGAAGUCAGAAACGGAGCAUAUUUCAUACAUAAACUAAAUGUGUUGAAGGAGAACAUUUGAUUACAUACCGCAGUUGAUUAAAGUAGAUUUGUUUGUUUAAUUCAUAUAAUGUUGUGUGCGCAGAACGACUGAUUUUUUUGAGCGAUAAGAAAAAGGUAGAAUUAUUAAUAAAACCUAUAAUUUGCUAUAAUUUGCUUGUUUAUCGUUCAAGCAGAUAGGAAGAGAACACUCCCGCCUGCGUAUACAAAGACGCUGUCAUUGGAUUUGUUCUACUAUCCAGACAGGAGUGCCAUCCCUACUCCCGGUAUUUCAGACAGGCUUACUGACUGUCAAGGUUGUCCACCAGCACCGCACUGCUACCGACUCGACCAGACCUGAAAAUUGGCUUGAUUGUGUGCUCAGGACGCAACGAUGGGGAAGGACGCCGCAAGAGCAGAGUGGGACAAUCCCAUGCAAUUUGUCCUGGCUUGUGUAUCAUACGCGGUUGGACUGGGAAAUGUGUGGCGUUUUCCAUACUUGUGUCAAAUGCAUGGCGGGGGUGGGUUCCUGAUCCCAUAUAUGCUCAUGCUGGUCCUGUUGGGAGUACCCCUGUUCUACAUGGAGUUAGCCAUUGGCCAGAAGAUGCGUCUGGGCAGCAUUGGAGCAUGGAGAGCUAUUAGCCCCUAUCUGGGGGGAGUGGGUCUGGCCAGUGUUGUGACCUCCAUGUACCUAUGCCUCUAUUACAACGUCAUCAAUGCAUGGAGUUUCUGGUACAUCUUUCAUUCAUUCCAGUCGGUCCUGCCAUGGGCAGAGUGCCCGGUUAACAGCAACAAGACCGGCCCUGUGGAGGAGUGUGAGCGGGCCACGCCAACCCAGUACUUCUUCUACAGAGAGACCCUGGACAUCUCCGGGUCCAUCGAGGAGAACGGAGGAAUUCACAUGGGACAGGCGCUCUGCCUCCUGCUGGCCUGGAUUAUUGUCUACCUGUUCAUCGUCAAGGGGGUCAAGUCCACCGGGAAGGUGGUGUACUUCACAGCCACUUUCCCCUACCUGGUCCUCAUCAUCUACCUCAUCCGUGGGGUCACCCUUCAUGGAGCCAUCAAUGGUGUGAAGUACAUGUUCACGCCCAAGAUGGAACAGCUGGCUAAGCCCACUACGUGGAUCAACGCGGCCACUCAGAUCUUCUUCUCUCUGGGCCUGGGCUUUGGAUCCCUCAUCGCCUUUGCCAGCUACAACCAGUACAACAACAACUUUGAGAAGCAGGCCAUCGUUGUGUCCAUGGUCAACAGUAGCACCUCCAUCUUCGCCAGUAUCGUCACCUUCUCCAUCUAUGGCUUUAAGGCCACCUUCAACUACGAGAGCUGCCUAGAGAGGGUGCGACUGCUGCUCCUGAACACCUUUGAUCUAGCAGAGGACACCAUCAGUCUGGAGAAUGUCAACCACUGGAUCGCUGAGCUGAACAGGACACACCCAGAACAGUUUGCCAGUCUGGGAGGUAGGCUGGAGACCUGUGACCUAGAGGCUGAACUAGACACGGCUGUUGAGGGUACAGGCCUGGCCUUCAUAGUGUACAGUGAGGCCAUUAAGAACAUGCCCGUGUCUCAGCUGUGGUCUGUGCUCUACUUCAUCAUGCUGCUGCUGCUGGGCAUGGGCAGUAUGCUGGGCAACGUCAUCGCCGUCAUCACCCCCCUCAGUGACUUGAAGAUCAUCAGCCGCUACAUGAGCACCAAAACACUCAAUGGUCUGGUGUGUCUAUUCUGCCUGCUGCUUGGCCUGGGCUUCACCACCCGCUCUGGGAACUACUGGUUCACCAUGUUCAACGACUAUGGAGCCACCUUCUCUCUGCUCUUCAUCGUGCUCAUCGAAGUUAUCACCGUCUGCUACAUAUAUGGCAUCAAAAGGUUUGAGAAGGAUGUAGAAGACAUGUUAGGUCAUCGUCUUAACUGGUACUGGAAGAUCAUGUUGGCAGGAGUCAGUCCCAUCCUCCUCAUUGCACUAUUCAUCUUCUACAUCGUCAACUAUAUCCAGGGAGGAACGCCCACAUACCAGGCCUGGAACAAAGAACUGGGGAAGUCUGUGGUGACGGAGUAUCCUCCCUACGCCCAAGCCUUCAUCGGCCUCCUCCUAGCCUCCUCUGUCUGCUGUAUCCCUUUGACGGCUCUCUACACCUACUGUAAGAAGAGGAACCUGGCCAGUGGGAAGAGAGAGCGCACUGUCAGCACUGUGUCAGCGUAAAGACUGACGUAUUGGUUGACAGACGGAGUGACACAAGGCAGAGCUGCUACAUUACGGCUCUGAGACUGACUGGACCCGCUAGUUAUAGGAUCGACUGAUCGACAGCCUACCGUACGUAUCAUGGCUGUCUUAACAGAACAGUACCUCACUCUCCUGGUGCAGUGGUUCAUGCCACACCACAAACCAAAGGCCCUGUUUCUCCCCCCGGGGCAGGCUGGCUCUACCGCUGUGCUGCUGGUGGACAGACUGCCAGAUCUGUACCUAGCAUUAGGCCUAGUCGUCCUUUGGCAACUAACACUUACUGGGUGAUAACUUUUGUUUUUUGUAGUUGUGGUUCUGAGCAGGGCUUAGAACUACAUCCAAAAUAUUUCAGAAGUGAAGAACGAACAAACACAGUGAGGGAAAAAAGUAUUUGAUCCCCUGCUGAUUUUGUACGUUUGCCCACUGACAAAGAAAUGAUCAGUCUAUAAUUUUAA
This is a messenger RNA of Salmo salar (Atlantic salmon), 2722 nucleotides long. RefSeq names its product sodium- and chloride-dependent transporter XTRP3. Lineage: Eukaryota; Metazoa; Chordata; Actinopteri; Salmoniformes; Salmonidae. The record is from RefSeq and is a predicted model, not a curated record. Gene Ontology annotation, biological process: glycine transport; sodium ion transmembrane transport; L-proline import across plasma membrane. Gene Ontology annotation, cellular component: plasma membrane; apical plasma membrane. Gene Ontology annotation, molecular function: proline:sodium symporter activity; L-proline transmembrane transporter activity.